UUGGAGCAGGAGGUAGUACAAGCAAGGAGGAGAGAGAGAGAUAGAGACGCAGACAGGCUACUGUCACGCUCCUACUGCUGAGCGAAGCGCAUACAACUACACCCAACAACUCUGCUUGCAGCCCCUGGUUACACCACCGUAUGUUACCUGUGCAGAGCCUCUGAGACAGAGGGGGGAUCGAUGGGAAAGGUGGUGGAUUAGAGUGUUUGGUACAAAAAAUACAUUUUUGAUGAGUCGCUGAAAAGAAAACAAAGAGAAAGAAAAAUAACUAUUGGUUCGACAAACAGAUAUUCCGUUUUCUAAUUGGCAUUACAUUUGUGAAUAAAAAACUUGAACGGACAGAGAUGAUGAUGAUGGUGGAGGUGGUGCUACAUCUGUGUCCCUUUGUCAGCUCGAGGUCCGGGUUGGUGCUGCUGAUGUUUGCCCUCUGCACCUGCACCGAUGCCCAGCAUGUUGCCGCAGUAACCAACCCUCUCCCUGCUGCCUUCUCUGACCUCCUGCCUCACUUCCUGGUGGAGCCAGAGGAUGUUUACAUCAUCAAGAACAUGCCAGUGACCCUGACCUGCCGCUCCGCUCCCGCUACACAGAUCUACUUCAAGUGUAAUGGGGAGUGGGUUCACCAGGACAACCACAUGAUCGAGCGCUCCUUGGAUCCCCCUACGGGUCUGCCAGUCAUGCAGGUGAAGAUCGACAUCUCCAGACAGCAGGUGGAGAAGGUCUUCGGGCUUGACGACUUCUGGUGUCAAUGUGUGGCCUGGAGCACCUCGGGGACCCAGAAGAGCCAGAAGGCCUAUGUCCGCAUAGCAUACCUGAGGAAGAAUUUUGAGCAGGAGCCACUUGGUAGGGAAGUGUCUCUGGACCAGGAGAUCCUGCUGCACUGCCACCCUCCAGAGGGAGUGCCCCCUGCCGAGGUGGAAUGGUUGAGGAACAAUGACUUGAUCGAUCCAGUUGGUGACCCCAAUUAUUACAUCACCAUUGAGCACAACCUCAUCAUCAAGCAGGCGCGGCUAGCGGAUACAGGCAACUACACCUGCGUGGCCAGUAACAUUGUGGCCCGACGCAAGAGUUCCUCAGCCACAGUCAUUGUCUAUGUAGAUGGAGGCUGGAGCGCCUGGAGCGUGUGGUCGGCAUGCGGAGUGGACUGUAACGCGUGGCGCAGCAGAGAGUGCACUCAGCCUGUGCCGGGGAACGGGGGCAGAGAAUGCCAGGGACUUGGUCUCCAGUCCAUGAACUGCACCAACGAGCUGUGCCCCCAGACUGCCUCUGGCCAAGAUGAAGUGGCCCUGUAUGUGGGGAUCAUCUCUGUGGCGCUGUGCCUCACCCUGCUGCUCAUCGUGGUCAUCCUGGUGUACCGCCGCAAGAAGGAGGGCCUGGACGCUGACGUGGCGGACUCCUCCAUCCUCACCACCGGCUUCCAGCCCGUGGGUGUCGAGCCCGCCAAACCAGAGAACUCCCAUUUGCUUACCAUCCAGCCUGACCUCACUACCACCACCACCAGCUACCAAGGCAGCCUGCGACCUCGGCACAAUGCCACCAGCAAGCUCCCGGCGACCAACGGGCCUCUGCUAGACCCGCUGCCGGACGGGCGGCACACCCUGCACAACGGCAAACUGACACCCGACCACGCCGACUUCAUGACUAGGCUCUCCACGCAGAGCUACUUCAAAACCAUGCCCAGGGACAUGGCCAACACCUCAUACGGCACCUUCAACUUCCUGGGAGGCAGGCUGACCAUUCCCAGCACAGGAAUCAGCCUCCUUGUUCCUCCAGAGGCCAUUCCCAGAGGGAAGAUCUACGAGGUCUACCUCACCGUCCACAAGAAGGAAGAUAUCAGGUUAUCUCUAGCUGGCUGCCAGACCCUCCUGUCCCCCAUCGUGAGCUGUGGGCCUCCUGGGGUAGUGCUGACUAAGCCUGUUAUACUCAGUAUGGACCAUUGCGCAGAGGCCAACCCUGACAGCUGGGCCAUAAAGCUGAAGAAGCAGUCUUACGAGGGCACCUGGGAGGAUGUUCUGCAUGUGGGGGAGGAGCUUCCCUCUGACCUCUACUACUGCCAGCUGGAGGCGAAGUCGUGCCGCAUCUUCACAGAGCAGCUGGGACGCUUCACGCUGGUGGGGGAAUCGCUCAGCAUGGAGGCUGCCAAGAGGCUGAAGCUGGUCCUGUUCGCCCCCAUGUGCUGCUCCACUCUGGAGUACAGCAUCAGGGUCUACUGCAUGGACGACACACAGGACAUGCUCAAGGAAGUGAUGCAAGUGGAGAGGCAGUUGGGCGGACGCCUCAUUGACGAACCUCAGGUCCUUCUCUUUAAAGACAGCUACCACAACCUGCGGCUCUCCAUUCACGACAUGCCCCUCGCACACUGGAAAAGCAAGCUCCUCGCAGGUUACCAGGAGAUCCCAUUUUAUCACAUCUGGAGCGGCUCUCAGCGGAGUCUGCACUGCACCUUCACGCUGGAGCGGAAGAGCCUCAACACCUGCGAGCUGGCCUGCAGGCUCUGCGUGUGGCAGGUGGAGGGGGAGGGGCAGAGCUUCAGCAUCCACUUCAACAUCGUCAAGGACAGCAGGCCCCUGGACUCAGAGUUUCUAUGCUCAGACAGCAGUGCCCCAGCGCUUGCCGGCCCCAGCGCCUUCCAGAUCCCCUACCUGAUCCGACAGAAGAUCUGCAGCAGCCUGGACGCCCCCUGCACGCGCGGAGUUGAUUGGAGGCUGCUGGCACAGCGACUGCAGCUUGACAGGCACCUAAACUUCUUUGCGUCGAAAGCCAGCCCCACGUCAGCGAUCCUGGACCUGUGGGAGUCCCAGCAUUUCCACAGAGGCAACCUAAACCAGCUGGCAGGCGUGAUGGCAGAGAUCGGCAAGCAGGAGGCCAUGAUCUUCCUGGUGACGGAUGGGGAGUGCUAAUGCCUGUGGAGUGAGGGAGAGGGCAGCGAGUGAGUGAGUGCGUAUGUGACUUCUAGUGAAGGAGAGGGCAGCGAGUGAGUGCUAGUGAGGGAGAGGGCAGCGAGUGUAUGUGAGUGCUAGUGCCUAUGAAGUGAGGGAGAGGACAGUGACAGUGCGUGUGUGUGUGUUGGGUGUUGCCUGGACAAUCCUAGAACAGGUUUCCUCCUGUGUCUGGGUAGGACAGAGGGACGGCUGUUGGUCAGUACUGGUAUCACUUGCCAUGAUGCGUGCAACAAAAACAUUGAAUCGAGAGAACUCUGUCGCGUUGCCACAUUUACAAAAUGAAUAUUUCAAUCUGUGACUGUGUAACUCUACUUGUGGACUGCUGAUCAACUACGGCAUAUGUAUUUUAUACUGUGUCUAAUUUUUUUUUUUUUUUUAUUUAUUUUAUUUGGUACUUUUUUUUAGUUACUUUUUCAAAAAGCUUUAAUAUAAGCAGCUCAUUUUGGAUUGUUCAGCCCGUAGACCUGUAGCUGCAAAAAAUUUAAUCAAUCAAGGGGGUCUCUAGCAGCCAGGAGAGCAUAGUGGGGUGAGCCUACACUCACAAGAUCCUGAACUGCACCACCUUUGUCAAGUCAGUGGAACAGUGUUAGUGUUGGUGACGUUUUGUUAUGUUGCCUCCAUGGAUCAAUCCUGGAGAAUUGUAAACCAGUGCUGUUUUCAGGGUCUGUCGUGGGUGUUCAGCUCCAGAUAUCCCCAAGCGGUGUGCUUAUUUUAAUCAAGAGGACAUUGUAUUUAGUUAUGUAUUUAUGAUUUCAACUAUAUCUAACAUAGGAUAUCCCAGUAGACUGUUAUCGCCCAUCACAUUUUCCAGUGGGGUCUAUGCAGCUGCAUGGCAGACAUUGGGAAAACAGAAACAGGAAAUGGGUCGGCCAAACCAUUCUAACAAUGUGUUUUGUCUCCAUUUGACUGGGAGGGGUUCAGUUAUGAAGCUGAAGCAAUAUGUGUUUUGAUGUGGCUGUGAGUCCUGGACAGCAGGCACCGUCAUCUUUAUACAUCCACUAAGGAGCAAACCUUUUAAAUUUCUCCUGUGCGUUCAGGAGGUGGUUUUAAAAGGGCAUCCCACUCGGUAGUCUUAACCAGAUUGUUAUCAAGUGGAUACAACACAUAUCUGUUCGUGAUUUGGUUGUGCUUAGCUUGAUUGGGUCAGGUUUAGGGUUAAGGCUAGGAUUAACCCUAACCCUGUUCCUUAGCGCUAUUCAAACAGACAUCCACAUGUAGGAGCACACGUCCCAAACACACUGCUUUUAAGUUCUGUUUUAUUAUUUUAUUGUGAUAUGUACUGUUUAUGUGGUUGAAUUUCACCAUAGAACUGGGUCGCAAAGCAGUGCUAUAUGUUCUUCUUUGAAUCUACCCCUCGUGGAACAUUUGUGUGGAACCAGUAAACAACAACAAAAAAAUGGUUUUGUCUCUCUUAGUCUGUCCCAAUACAGACGAUAUUGAAGUAUGUCCAUUUUUUUGAACUGUUUCUCUUCAGUAGAGCUAGAAGCGUUUUUUUUUAGGGGGGGUGGGGUGGGGUUGUACAAUGUUACACAGCAUAGCGCAGACGAGAUGCUUGUCAAGGACAGCUGUGGUGAUAUGAGGCACAGGCAGUUCCAGUGAUUGCCGGUGUGAGGAGAAAGUGGCUUUCCCUUUAAUAAACAGCAAAACAAAUCCAGUAGGAGUGGCAUGCCUUAACUCUUACAAAGAAACCGCAGUUUUGCCACCAGAACGACACUGGUAUAAAACAACCCAUAUCUGAAUUCAAGGAGGAUAUUAUAAAGAGGCCAUAUCCCCACUCGAGGUCGCACAGUAAGGCAGACCAGUAAUCAUGCAGCUCGGAUGCCUUGACGAUGUGUUACUGCAGGAGGAGAAGGGCAGAGGUUGGUAGGACAGACUGACAGAUGACUUUCUUCAUGGCAGGUUUUGAAGGCCUCUGGUCCAAAGAUACAUGUUUCAAACAUUAAUUCAGUUUGGCUUUAUAUUACCAUCCAAGUGUGCGUACAGAGGAAGGCUGUAUUUACAAUACAAAACGAGAAGCCAAAGUUUUUAGAUGACCCCUGUGCUAACAGUCCCAGAUGUAAUCUGCUGCUUCUGGGUAGGUAGUUGCAAAGAGUGUUUAAUGUAUUUAUUUAUUUAUUUAUUUGGGGUUUUUAGUCUCACAAAACCUACAGAUGUCCUGCUGAAAUAUAUGAAAUAUCUACACCUUUUAAUCCUUUGGUUUUUUAACUCAAAAUCAUCUCUAGCUCCAUUUUUACUGACACUGCAGCUGUCAGAACUAAACAGUUCUAUCCUGGAUAUAAAGCCCAUUGCAACCACAGGGUGGGGGGUCUGUACCCACUUCAUUUAUUUCUACUCUGACAUUGCUGUACCUUUCUGACUUCAUUUGUAAUAGUGCAUUCAGACAGUUAGGAAAACAGAUUGCCCCCAUAAAACAAAUGAUUUGUUUUUUCACAGAAAGCAUUCGUGUUUGAGUUGAGCAAUGAGACGGCAAGCCAUCACUAAUGAAUGUUUACAGACCAGGCGCCUGAUGCCAUUACUCUCCCUGCAUACAAACACGGACCUGAAGAAAGAGAGAGUGCGAAGUGUGUCAUCCAGCCUCUGUGUUCUGUGAUUCAUUCCAUUCUUCAGUCUGGCAUGGCGCUUGCAAAGAAAGCAGCUUCAAAUACAAUCUUAUGUAUUUAUUGUUUUUAUUAUAGUUGCAGUCAUUCUGUGCGAUUCUUACUGCAGAUAUUACAGUUGAUGUUUUUUUUAGUUUUGUUUUGUGAUGUUGUGGUGCUUUCAACCGUACAGGGGCUGCUCUUCAGUUUCGGUUGCUAGACCAGCACAUAUUAGUAAGUGCCUGUAAUCUCCAACACACAGCCGUGUAUUUACACAAUGAAGCUGUUACAUGUACAGUCAAGACCAUGUAUCCAGUAUCACAGACUGUUCGAAUAUAAUUAUCAUCAUUACUGGGUGCUGCCUCUGGGAUCACUUUCCCAAACAUCCCACAAAAUACAGAAGCAGAAUAAUAAUAAUAAUAAUAAUAAUAAUAAUAAUAAUAAUAAAUCAUAGAUCAAAUUUCCAAAUAUUAAUUAAAAAUGACCAGUUACUUGUAUUCAAGUUAGAUCUUUGCUAGAUUACUCCUAUAAAGACAUUUUGGCUAAUCUAGCCUACUGUAUGUAAAAUAUGUCUAUGGUAAGCAAAAAGAGCA
This is a messenger RNA of Polyodon spathula (Mississippi paddlefish), 6108 nucleotides long. Its product is annotated as netrin receptor UNC5A-like. Gene Ontology annotation, molecular function: netrin receptor activity; protein binding. Gene Ontology annotation, biological process: netrin-activated signaling pathway; anterior/posterior axon guidance. Gene Ontology annotation, cellular component: membrane. The record is from RefSeq and is a predicted model, not a curated record. The transcript is spliced from 15 exons. NCBI's taxonomy places the organism in Eukaryota, Metazoa, Chordata, Actinopteri, Acipenseriformes, Polyodontidae. Bases 345 to 2897 code for a protein of 850 amino acids.